This is a messenger RNA of Cavenderia fasciculata, 846 nucleotides long. RefSeq names its product putative Generic methyl-transferase/SAM. Gene Ontology annotation, biological process: tRNA wobble uridine modification. Gene Ontology annotation, molecular function: tRNA binding; S-adenosylmethionine-dependent methyltransferase activity. Bases 1 to 846 code for a protein of 281 amino acids. The transcript has 2 exons. Gene Ontology annotation, cellular component: nucleus; cytoplasm. The record is from RefSeq and is a predicted model, not a curated record. Lineage: Eukaryota; Evosea; Eumycetozoa; Acytosteliales; Cavenderiaceae.
AUGAGUAAUAAUAAUAAUAGAAACAAAGAAAAGAAAGAAAAGAAAGAGAAAGAUAUAUCAUCUACUUCUACUUCUACAACAACUUCAAAAAAUGAUCCAAAUGGAGAAAGAUUAGGAUUUGAUGAACCAAAAUCAGAUCUAGAUGCAUAUAGAUUAGAAAAUAAACAUGUUCAUAAUGUUUAUAAUGUUAUUUCAUCUCAUUUUGAUAGUACAAGAUAUAAAGCAUGGCCAUUGGUAGAAAAUUAUUUAAAUUCUAUUACAUGUGGAUCGAUUGGAGUUGAUGUUGGAUGUGGUAAUGGAAAAUAUUUAAAUGUAAACAAGGGUAAUAUAUAUACGAUUGGAUCUGAUAUAUGUCAAAGUUUUUCAACGAUUUGUAAUGAAAAGGGAUUAGAGGCAUUGAGUGCCGAUGGUCUCUAUCUACCCUAUCAAACCGAUACUUUUGAUUAUGCCAUUUCAAUUGCUGUCAUUCAUCAUUUCUCUACAUUUGAAAGAAGAGUGGAAGCACUAAAGGAAAUUGUAAGAGUUUUAAAACCUGGUGGCACUUUUUUAGUGACUGCAUGGGCAAUGUCUCAAAAAUGGAAAGGAAAAAAUUAUGAUUCAUCAGAUGUUAUGGUACCUUGGUUAUUUCAAAGUAAAUUUAAAGUAGAAGAAGAAAAGAAAUUGAAAGAAAAAGAGGAAGAGGAGGAAAUAUCAAAAUCUGGAACAACUUAUCAACAAUUUCAUAGAUAUUAUCAUUUAUUUUGUGAUGGUGAAUUUGAAUCUUUAUUUGAAAAGAUUCAAAAUGUUGAUAUAUUAUCAAAUAAUUUAGAUCAUGAUAAUUAUUAUUGUAUAAUAAAAAAGAAAUAA